CUGUAAACAACUGUUGCAAGUCACACAAGCGGUGUCCCUCAUUUCCAGUCUUCUGCGAAAACAUGUCUGGCCACGAGGGGGAAAUAUCACCUUAUCUGGUCACAGAAAAAAACCUGCCACAACAAAUUCUGCCUUAUCCAUGCAAGCAUGGAGAAGUGAGCAUUAAGAAGAAGAAGAAGAAGAAGAAGAAGAAGAUGAUGAUGAUGAUGAUGAUGACGAUGCUAUAUACAAGAAAAGAGGAUGAUUAUCAUGAAAACCAUAUAAUCACAGCAAGAAGAAUUAAAGAGGAUGAGACUCUCAAAAUGUUGAUACCUUAUGAUGCUGAAUUAGAGUGUAAACAAUAUGUUGUGGUCUAUGAUAGCAACACCAGCUCACUCAGUGAGAAAGGUCCUUUCUUGGAUUUUGCUUUGUUGUUAUGGAAAACAGGGAGCAAAUAUAAAGUGAAAAUCCUUAAAGGUGGAUAUGAAGACUUCUCAGCUCACUAUCCCUUCUUGCGUUCAAAGAAGAUUAUGUUCACUCAGAGGGAACUUGAUACUUUGCAACUUUAUCCCUAUGAAAUCAUUCCUAAAAAACUGUAUUUGAGUAAGAACUCUUUGGCCAGCCAACCUUAUGUCAUCAAAGAUUUGAAACUCACAGCCUUCCUCAACUGUACAGAAGAUGUUCUGCCAAUGCCGCAAAUCCAACAUGUCUACCAUGUUCCAGAAACUGACAGUGACACAACAAACCUGUAUAAAUAUUUUCAAGAGUGUUGUGAGUUCAUAGAUGUAAAUGAAACCAUCCUUGCUUUUUCUGUUUUGGGAAUUAGUCGCAGCACAACAAUUUUGGUGGCAUACAUCAUGUACAGUAGAAAGGUGUCCCUUGGGGAAGCAUAUAAUUUUAUUCAGAAAUGCUGUUAUUUUAUCCGACCAAACCGAAAUUUUAUCCACCAGUUGUCCGCAUGGGAAGGUCACCUUUUCAAUGGAACAGUGAAAACAAAUAUAGAAGACCCUUAUUUCUAAAGCCAGACAAACCCUGAAUUUUCUUACUCAAUAAACAAACAGAAUUUGUACUCUGACAUUUUGCUGAAAGAACAAAUUCUUUAACUCUUUUA
Octopus bimaculoides (California two-spot octopus) is the source of this 1090-nucleotide messenger RNA. RefSeq names its product serine/threonine/tyrosine-interacting-like protein 1. The record is from RefSeq and is a predicted model, not a curated record. Gene Ontology annotation, biological process: positive regulation of intrinsic apoptotic signaling pathway; negative regulation of cytoplasmic stress granule assembly; protein dephosphorylation. Gene Ontology annotation, cellular component: mitochondrion. NCBI's taxonomy places the organism in Eukaryota, Metazoa, Mollusca, Cephalopoda, Octopoda, Octopodidae. Gene Ontology annotation, molecular function: protein phosphatase binding; protein phosphatase inhibitor activity; pseudophosphatase activity.